AUGCUCGGCCUCAGAUCCUCCUUGAAAACCUCUCUGAGAGGCAUGAACCUGCAAUCCAGAUUUGUCUCUUCUUCCGCGGUGGCAGCCAAAUCUACAUACAGAACGCCAGACUUCGGUGACUAUUUGAAGGAAAACAACAAUGCGGACAAGAGCCGUACUUACGCGUACUUUAUGGUUGGCUCUUUAGGUCUUCUUUCGUCUGCUGGUGCCAAGUCGACCGUGGAAACUUUCAUCUCAUCUAUGACGGCGUCUGCAGAUGUGCUGGCCAUGGCCAAGGUGGAAGUGGACCUUGCGGCUAUUCCCGAGGGUAAGAACGUUGUCGUCAAGUGGCAAGGUAAACCAGUGUUCAUUAGGCACAGAACACAAGCAGAAAUCAAUGAGGCGAACUCCGUAGACCUUUCGCAACUCAAGGACCCUCAAACGGAUGCCGACAGAGUCAAGAAGCCGGAAUGGUUGGUUAUGUUGGGUAUUUGCACCCAUUUGGGUUGUGUUCCUAUCGGUGAAUCCGGUGAUUUCGGGGGCUGGUUCUGUCCUUGUCACGGUUCCCACUACGACAUCUCUGGUAGAAUUAGAAGAGGUCCCGCUCCUCUAAACUUGGAAAUUCCUCAAUACGAGUUCGACGACCAAAAAUUGAUUGUCGGUUAG
Messenger RNA from Lachancea mirantina, 645 nucleotides. NCBI's taxonomy places the organism in Eukaryota, Fungi, Ascomycota, Saccharomycetes, Saccharomycetales, Saccharomycetaceae. The record is from the annotation of a GenBank genome assembly.